AUGGGGCGCACCAUCGACCAAGACGUCCACGCGGCGUUUGUCGAGUUCAAGGCCAAAGAGGACGACAAGUGCAUGUCCGUCCAGUGCAUCUACUGCCAACAGAUCCGAGCAAAGAACACCUCGCGCCAGAAGCAACAUCUGCUUGAGUGUCCCGGCUUACAGAAUCAUCCCAAUGCCCCUCGACCUCAAUCCUCCUCCGCUGGUGAUGGCAUCGCCGCACCUAAUGGCUUCGGCACGCCAUCCAGCCUACACACCUCCAAUGGUCCCAUCACAAAUGGCAUUGCUACCCACAGCACUCCGAUGCAGGGCAUCGCGACCACCUCCUCAAUACCCUCCCAGGCGCCACAAUCGGUGACCAGCACGCCCGUUCAAAGGCAAACGCCCAAACCACAAAAGACACCCAAGAACACUCCUGGCUCGAAUCUCCCUGCUCCACCUCUCGACGACGUCCAUGCCGCCUUUGUGGAGUUUAGAGCGAAAGAGGAGGACAAAUGUUUGUCGGUUCAAUGCAUCUACUGCAACCAGAUCAGAGCCAAGAACACGUCCAGACAGCGCCAACAUCUGAUGGAAUGUCCCACUUAUCUUAAUGUCAUGAAGGAAUCCAUCCCUGCAAACAAUCUUCUCCAUCGUUUCGAUGAAGGAGAUAUUGCUCGUUCGUUGUCACUGCCAGCACCUACCCUGGAGCUCGAUUUCCGCAUCAGCAUCAAGCUCAACCCCAAAAUACCCGUGGGCAGCAGUCUGUAUGGUCAUCGCGAGUGGGUAAGCAUAGUCGGAGGCCAAUGGGCCGGCAGAUGGGGCAAGGGGAUCAUCAUUCCUGGCGGCCAGGAUAAACAAUUGGUGGUCAAGGACCUGGCAACUCGCAUUGAUGCCGACUAUCUCCUCCAAACCAAUGACGAGCCUCCCGCCUAUAUCACGGCACGAUCCAAGGGCUGGCGCACCGGCAACAAAGAGGUGCUCGAACGUCUCAACGAACCAUCAGUCGCAGACACGCUGCCAGCCAACCAAUACAAGUUCCGUAUAUCUGUGGAGCUGGAAACCGGAGACGAGCGGUACGCCUUUGUCAAUACCUGCAUGUGGAUGGGAAGCGGAUGCCGUAGGGCGACCGAAAUCAUCUACGACGCCUACCGAGUCGGCUAG
This is a messenger RNA of Capronia coronata CBS 617.96, 1137 nucleotides long. RefSeq lists its product as uncharacterized. The transcript has 4 exons. The record is from RefSeq and is a predicted model, not a curated record. Bases 1 to 1137 code for a protein of 378 amino acids. NCBI's taxonomy places the organism in Eukaryota, Fungi, Ascomycota, Eurotiomycetes, Chaetothyriales, Herpotrichiellaceae.